This is a messenger RNA of Lactuca sativa (garden lettuce), 2151 nucleotides long. Its product is annotated as putative pentatricopeptide repeat-containing protein At1g10330. The record is from RefSeq and is a predicted model, not a curated record. Gene Ontology annotation, biological process: RNA modification. Lineage: Eukaryota; Viridiplantae; Streptophyta; Magnoliopsida; Asterales; Asteraceae. Gene Ontology annotation, molecular function: RNA binding; protein binding.
UAAGACUACGGGGGUAGCCGUAGCAUUUAAAAACCAAACUUUUUUAAGCUAUGAUGCAUAUUACGUUUAAGAUCGACUCACAUAUUUUCUAUGGUUAGUAUUAGUUGAGGGAUGAACUGUAGAAUGAAACCAUGCAGCUUUGAGUACAUAAUUUUGAAUUAAUAGCAUGUAAAGUUAACAUGAUGCUUAUUGAAUUAAUAGAAUGUAAAGUUAACAUGUCGGAAGAAAUCAUUGCUAUCUACGAUUUCGUCACUGCAAAAUGACAAAAAGCCCAUCUACAAUUUUGAUAGCUAUAUAUGUAAUUUUUUUUUUUGGAUAUUCUUUUUAAAAAAAAUAUAAAAAUAGGUGAAAUUUUGUCGUUUCUAUUUUCCUUAUUAAAAUUCAGAAUCUAUGCUUGCAUUUUAAAAUUUUUAAUUAAUAAUUAAAUACGUAUCUUAUACUGUCUCGUUACUUCAGCUGACCAUCCAAUGAAUUGGCUCCGGGAUGUUUCUCUCGCCGGAAUCUCUACUGCAACUCCUUCAACGUUUCAUCAAAAACUCCAUCCAAAUCAAGCAAAUCCAUUCCCUCCUCAUCAUCAGCGGUAAUCUCCUCCCUAACCCUAACCCUAACCCCAACUCAUCUACCUUCAAAUGGAUACCCACCUUACUCUACAACACUCUCAUCAGAGCUUACCUCAAUAUCCAUCUCCCUCACACUACCUUACUCCUUUUCACCCACAUGCUUUCCCAUAACAUCCCACCAAACCCCCAUACUUUCCCUUCACUAACCAAAGCCACCGUUGCUGCUUAUACAACCCCUUCCCUCAUCGCUAAACCCCUUUACACUCAAGCCCUCAAGCGCGGAGUAUUAUCAGAUCCCUUUGUACAAACAUCAUUCAUUCAUUUGUAUGCUAAAAGCAACUGUCUUUCCUAUGCACAAAAGGUGUUCGAUGAAAUGCCUGAACCAUGCCUUGUUUCCUGUAACGCUAUGCUUGAUGGGUUUUGCAAGAAUGGGGAUAUGGGUUCUGCUGUUUCCUUCUUCGAAUCAAUGCCUGUGAGGGAUGUUUAUUCAUGGACUACCAUCAUCAACGGGUACAGCAAGAGAGGGUGUUACGACACUGCAAUUCGGUUUUUUCAAAGGUGUUUAAGAGAUUGUUCUGUGAAAGCUAAUGAAGCUACAUUCGUUAGUGUACUUUCUGCUUGUGCUCAUUCUGUUACAUUUGGGAAGCAGAUACAUGGGUAUAUUAUCAAGAACGAGAAUCAAAUAACUCCCUUUAUCGGGACAUCACUGAUAUAUUUAUAUGGGAAAACGGGUCAUUUAGAUUACGCCACAAAAGUGUUUGAAAGUAUGUUGAAAAAGGAAACAUGCACAUGGAAUGCAAUGAUUUGUGCUCUAUCUUCACAUGGAAAAGACAAAAAGAUUUUAGAAAUGUUUGAUAAGAUGAAGAUUGAAGGGUAUCAUCCAAAUGAAGUUACUUUUGUUGGGAUUCUUGCUGCUUCUUCAAAUUGCAACCUUAUAAAUUUAGGUUUAGAAUUAUUCUACUCAAUGUUGCCUCAAUUUGGUGUUGUUCCAAAAAUGGAACAUUAUGGAUGUGUGGUUGAUUUAUUGGGUAGAUCAGGGUUUUUAGCAGAAGCAAAAGAUUUCAUAAGUAGGAUGCCAUUUGAGGCUGAUGCCUCUGUUUUAGGUGCUCUUUUGGGAGCUUGUAAACUUCAUGGGGAUAUUGAUUUAGGAAAUGAGGUGGCUAAAAGGCUUCUUGAGGUAGACCCUCAACAAUGUGGUCAAUAUAUAGUUUUAUCGAGUCUUUAUGCUGAUGUUGAGAAUUGGGGUCAUGCUGCCUUUUUGAGGAAUGUUAUGGUUGGAGUAGGUGUUCAUAAGCCUCCGGGUUAUAGUGUGGUUAACUCAAUGUAAAGAAUUAGUUUGUGCACAUUAACGAAUGUUAGGGUUGCAUGUAUUAGAUUUUUAGUAUUAACAAAAUAGUUUCUUUAAAAGAGUUGACUUCGAAUAUAUUAUGAGUCAUGGGAAAAUGUAGUGUAAAUUUGAAGCUUGGUACAUGGAUUUUCAUUUACCAUAGGCAUACGAAAAGUCUACUUGAAGGCAUGAAAGAGAAGAGAAAUGGGUUCUUUUUCUUUUUAUUUUAUUCCAAAAUAAAAUAACAGUAAUAUUUAGUUGCUA